Molecule: messenger RNA, 741 nt
Organism: Mycena indigotica
Lineage: Eukaryota; Fungi; Basidiomycota; Agaricomycetes; Agaricales; Mycenaceae
Exons: 7
Coding region: 1-741 (246 amino acids)
Biological process (GO): cell wall biogenesis; (1->6)-beta-D-glucan biosynthetic process
Source: RefSeq, a predicted model, not a curated record
AUGCUUUUUGCUCUCACCAGCAUUCUUUUGGCGCUGCAAUUGGCUCCGACUUGUUGGGCCGGAUUAUACUUCCUUCAACCUGCAAGCGGCAGCUCAUGCACUGGUGGUUCGCCUUGUACUGUCAGUUGGCUUGACGAUGGCAAUCGUCCAUUGCUCCCUUCCAUUGGCGUUGUUACCGCUGGAUUAUAUACCGGCAAAAUGCAACUCGUACAAACGUUACCGCCCGUGGAUACCUCAAACGUCCUCUCCUACCAAUUUACUCCCAUACCCGAAGCUGGACCAAAUUCCAACGCGUACUAUAUCGCAUUCACCUCCACCGAAACAAAGGUGAAUGGUACAAACUACGUUGGAUUUUCUCCCUUCUUCACGCUCAAAGGGAUGUCGGGCUCAUUCUCAUCACCCCUUGCUUCGGCCACCCGCUCUGUAGCGAUCCCAACCACGAUUUCCAACAGGCCAGGAAGCAUCAUCCCCACCACAAUCACCGUUGGCAAUGUCGAUACCUCCGUCUCUCUCUCAAUCCCCCAACCGUCGGUUAAACCAAAGCCCUCUUCAUCAUUUCAGUCAUUGACAUUACCGACGACCUCGUUUACCUCGCGUUUCUCGACCUCCUCUAUCUCCUCUUCCCCUCUACCCUCAGUCUCCCCUGCCAGCGCAGCAUCCACAAAUUUUGGAGCGCGAAACCCUGUCCCCUCCCUGCCCUUCUUGGCUGUUUUAUCGUUAUGCAUUCUGCUUCGUCCAUAG